CAUUCAAAAAUCUCCCUGAAGACUAAAAAUGUCUUCAUUGAGUGCACAGCGACAGACCAGACCAAGGCGAAGACUGUGUUGGACAUGAUGGUGACCAUGUUCAGCGAGUAUUGUGCUCAGCCUUUCACGGUAGAGGAGGCUGAAGUGGUGUACCCAGAUGGCAAGACCUGCAUAUACCCAGAGCUGGCUUACAGGAAGGAGAAGCUGUCUGGUAAAUUCAUUAACCAGAAAGUUGGCAUCAAUGAAUCGACAGAGAAAAUUGCUCACCUGCUGACCAGGAUGUGCCUGCUCUCCCAGGCUACCGGCGUCGGUGAUGAGAUUGAGGUCGAGAUCCCACCCACUCGCUCGGACAUCAUCCACGCCUGCGAUAUCAUGGAGGACGCCGCCAUUGCCUACGGUUUCAACAACAUUACCCGCACCACCCCACGCACCUACACUGUAGCCAACCAGUUCCCACUUAAUAAACUGACAGAGCUGCUGAGGCAAGACCUGGCAGCCGCUGGAUUUACAGAGGCCCUCAACUUUGCCCUGUGUUCUCAAGAAGAUAUUGCAGAAAAGCUUGGGAAGAAGAUCUCGGAGAUGAGGGCAGUUCAUAUCUCCAACCCCAAGACUGCUGAGUUCCAGGUGGCGCGCACCACCUUGCUGCCAGGUCUGUUGAAAACCAUAGCAGCCAACAGGAAGAUGCCACUUCCCCUUAAACUGUUUGAGAUAUCAGACGUGGUGCUAAAGGAUGAGACCAAAGAUGUUGGGGCGAGAAACAGCCGACGUUUCUGUGCUGUUUACUACAACAAGAGUCCGGGUUUUGAGGUCAUCCACGGCCUACUGGACCGAACCAUGCAGCUGUUGGAGGUGAAGCCAGCCCGAGGAGAAGGCUACCACAUCCAGACUGCAGAUGAUUCCACCUUUUUCCCCGGUCGCUGUGCUGAUAUCUUCGUCCGUGGAAAGAACGUCGGGCGUCUCGGAGUGCUUCACCCAGAUGUCAUCAAUCGCUUCGAGCUGACAAUGCCCUGCUCCGCCCUGGAGAUGGACAUCGAACCCUUCCUUGGCCACACCGCUGAAACUCCCCUCACACGCGACGUUCCCAUGAAAGAAGUCGUCAAGCACAGGUUCCCCACACGAGAUGAAUCCCAGCAGAGCGCCCACUCCCGCCUGACUUCCACAAAAACUGUGUUUGGUGACGUGAGCACACAAGUGGGCCUCGAAGCUCUCAGUGAUUUUCUGGCUGACAAAAGCUACAUCGAGGGCUUUGUGGCAUCCCAAGCUGACAUGAUCGUGUUUGACGCCAUCCCCUCUCCUCCCUCACCGACGCUCUGCCACCUCUGGCGCUGGUACAACCACAUAAACUCUUUCCAGACAGACAGAGCUCGUCUUCCAUCAGCCAAGAGUCGGUAUGUCCUCCCAGCUACUCCCCCGGCCACGCCAAAUGAUGCCAGCGACGAGGAAGACAUCGACCUUUUUGGGUCGGACGAUGAGGCAGAGAGCGCAGAAGUGGCCAGAAUCAAGGAGAAGCGUCUUGCCGAGUACGCCGCCAAGAAAUCCAAGAAGCCAGCUCUCAUUGCCAAGUCCUCCAUCCUGCUUGACGUCAAGCCCUGGGACGACGAGACGGACAUGUCCAAGCUGGAGGAGUGCGUCCGCAGCGUCAGUAUGGACGGGCUGCUGUGGGGGCAGUCCAAACUGGUGCCAGUGGGUUACGGCAUCAAGAAGCUCCAGAUAGGAUGUGUGGUGGAGGACGAUAAAGUGGGCACUGAUAUGUUGGAGGAAGCCAUCACCGCCUUCGAGGAAUAUGUUCAGUCUGUGGAUGUGGCUGCUUUCAAUAAGAUCUGAAUCACUGAGACAGAACAGUGCCAUCUGAGAUUUUGUGGACUUGGUGUAAGCUGGGCGAUAAAUGCAAUGUUCAGUUAAUAUUCCAGCAUCACUGUAUUAAAGAGGCUAAUGCUCAGGUGCUUCAUUUCUUUAUCCUUUGAUACAAGUCCAAAAGGGUUUUGCCUUCAGACACAAUUAAAGCCAUUCAAACUUGUGA
Molecule: messenger RNA, 2020 nt
Organism: Pundamilia nyererei
Lineage: Eukaryota; Metazoa; Chordata; Actinopteri; Cichliformes; Cichlidae
Product: phenylalanine--tRNA ligase beta subunit-like
Exons: 11
Coding region: 85-1824 (579 amino acids)
Biological process (GO): phenylalanyl-tRNA aminoacylation; translational elongation
Cellular component (GO): phenylalanine-tRNA ligase complex
Molecular function (GO): translation elongation factor activity; ATP binding; RNA binding
Source: RefSeq, a predicted model, not a curated record